ACCAUCUGUCUCCGUCUCCUAACCCGUCUCCUCUCCCAAAUUCCGAAUUGGAGGUUCCAGAAGCCACAAAACGAAGAAGAUAGGACCGACUGAUCGAUCCGCCUCUGAUUUUUGGUGUCGGUGGAUAUGGAAGUUCCGAGCUCAUGGGACGCGCUUCGCAAGCAGGCGAGGAAGCUUGAAGCUCAGUUGGAUGAACAGAUGAAUUCUUAUCGUAGGUUUGUCUCCGCAAAGGGUUCUGUCAAAUUUGAAGCUGACAAUGAUCUUGAAUCUGGGAUAGAGCGACUAUUAAAGCAACUCCAACAAGUAAAUUUACAAAUGCAAGCAUGGGUAUCAGCAGGAGGAUCAGAAAUGGUUUCUCAUACCUUGACUAGACAUCAAGAGAUUCUUCAAGAUCUCACUCAGGAAUUUUAUCGUCUGCGCUCCAGCCUUAGAGCUAAGCAGGAUCACGCUUCAUUGCUCGAGGAUUUUAGGGAAUUUGAUCGAACAAGAGUAGAUUUGGAAGCUGGAGAUUCUGCAGAAAAUGCUCUCCUGAAAGAACAUGCUUCUGUUAGCCGGAGUACGGGACAGAUGGAUACUGUAAUCUCUCAAGCUCAAGCAACUCUAGGUGCACUUGCCCUUCAACGUUCAACGUUUGGCGGCAUCAAUUCAAAGCUCAGCAAUAUCGGCAGCCGCCUUCCAACGGUAAGUCAUAUCCUCUCAGCAAUAAAGCGUAAAAAGUCUAUGGAUACCAUCAUUCUAUCUCUUGUCGCAUCAAUGUGCACAUUUCUUAUAUUCAUCUACUGGCUGACGAAGUAAAAGGCUGCAAGAGGAACUGGUAUAUGUGGGGGACUGUAAGUGAGAAAGUGAAUCUGUUACAAAUUUUUUUGCUUCAAUUUUUCUUCGAUAAACCAAUUAUUUGUCUCUCAAAUGUUUAGAUGUAUGGAAACGAUAUCAAUCUAUGCAGUUCUUUCCAGUCAAUUGCUUGUUCAGUAAUGGAGUUCAAUUUCAGUUUUAAAUUUUCGGCAGGAUGAUACAUGUACUCGCUAGUAUGUAAGUGAAUUGUAUUAUACUAUUAUAUAUCAAUACUUGAAAUUCUUCAAAAAUGUGUUUCAUGUACUUUUAUCAAUCAAGGUCUAGGUAGGGUCAGCCAAAGAGGUGGAUUUGUAUGGUUUGUUUAAGUGCUAUAAUAGUGGGAC
Molecule: messenger RNA, 1175 nt
Organism: Argentina anserina (silverweed cinquefoil)
Lineage: Eukaryota; Viridiplantae; Streptophyta; Magnoliopsida; Rosales; Rosaceae
Product: Golgi SNAP receptor complex member 1-1
Exons: 5
Coding region: 127-795 (222 amino acids)
Biological process (GO): vesicle fusion; endoplasmic reticulum to Golgi vesicle-mediated transport
Cellular component (GO): Golgi medial cisterna; SNARE complex; Golgi membrane
Molecular function (GO): SNAP receptor activity
Source: RefSeq, a predicted model, not a curated record